CAUGCAUGUCCAAACAAUAUGGUGGGCGUUUUGGGGAGAGAGAGAAGAGAGAGAGAGAGAGGGAGGGAGUAAUGGACAUCAUCAGAUCGGAGAUGCAAAUACUGCUCCAUCUACAUGUAUGUAUGUAUGUUAUGUACAGAGGGGGAGAGAGAGAGAGAGACCGAAAUCGACGGAGCCGAAGUUUGAGGGCCUCCUGCGCAAUGUCAGUCCCACAAACACCCCAAACGACACCAUGCCAAGAGCCCGAGACAAUUCAGGGCAAGCCAAAGUCUUGCAGAUCUUCUUUUCCUUUCUUUCCAACUCCAAUUUUUCAAUUUUCUCGAUUUUUCCAUCGAAAAAUGCCCUUUUCUUGCAAGAAACUCUCUCUGGACUUCUGGUCAUUCUUUGGUGGUACGGUCAGAAACGUCUAAUUUCUGGGGCGCUCUACCUGUUGCAUGGUAUGGAUCGGCUCUAUGCUAGGCAGCUGAAUGCUGGCAUAUAGAAUUAGGGUUUCUCUAUACUUGGCCGAAGCUUGGGUUGGAAGCUGCAAAUGGGCACUCCAGUAAAUAUUAGUGCUGGUUCUCAUGUCUGGGUUGCAGAUCCAGCAUUAGCUUGGAUUGAUGGACAGGUAGUAAAAAUCAAUGGGACAGAAGCUGAGAUUGAAACUAGCAAUGGGAAGAAGAUUGUUGCAAAGUUGUCAAGAAUAUAUCCGAAGGAUAUGGAAGCUCCUCCUGGUGGAGUUGAUGACAUGACAAAGUUAUCUUAUUUGCAUGAGCCUGGAGUCCUGCAGAAUUUGAAAGUCAGAUAUGAACUCAAUGAAAUAUAUACAUACACAGGAAAUAUUCUUAUUGCUAUCAAUCCAUUCCAAAAAUUGCCUCAUCUUUAUCAUGCUCACAUGAUGGAACAAUACAAGGGAGCACCUCUUGGAGAAUUAAGUCCUCAUGUCUUUGCAGUUGCUGAUGUUGCUUACAGGGCAAUGAUUAAUGAAGGCAAAAGCAAUUCCAUUCUUGUCAGUGGUGAAAGUGGAGCAGGCAAAACUGAGACCACAAAGAUGCUUAUGCAAUACCUUGCCUUUUUGGGUGGCCGAAAAGCUACAGAAGGACGCACAGUUGAACAACAAGUUCUUGAAUCCAAUCCAGUUCUUGAAGCCUUUGGCAAUGCUAAGACUGUUAGAAAUAACAAUUCCAGCCGUUUCGGUAAAUUUGUUGAGAUCCAGUUUGAUAAGCAAGGAAGAAUAUCAGGAGCAGCCAUUAGGACUUAUCUUCUAGAGAGAUCUCGUGUUUGCCAGAUUUCUCAUCCUGAACGGAACUACCACUGCUUCUACCUUCUUUGUGCAGCACCACAGGAGGUAAUUGAGAAGUAUAAGUUGGGAAACCCCAAAAGUUUUCAUUAUCUUAACCAAUCAAAUUGCUAUGAGCUGGUUGAUGUGAGUGACGCUCAUGAAUAUCUUGCCACUAGGAGAGCUAUGGAUAUUGUUGGAAUAAGUGAAAAGGAACAGGAAGCAAUUUUCAGAGUUAUUGCUGCAAUUCUUCACCUUGGGAACAUUGAUUUUUCUAAGGGAAAGGAAAUUGAUUCAUCAGUUCCAAAAGAUGACAAGUCCAAAUUCCAUCUUAAAACAGCAGCAGAACUUCUCAUGUGCGAUCCUCUGGGCUUGGAAGAUGCAUUGUGUAAACGUGUGAUGAUCACCCCUGAAGAAGUUAUAAAGCGAAGUCUUGAUCCUCUUAGUGCAGCAGUUAGCAGGGAUGGUUUGGCUAAGACAAUAUAUUCACGACUAUUUGAUUGGUUGGUUGACAAAAUCAACAUAUCAAUUGGCCAAGAUCCAAAUUCAAAAUCUAUAAUUGGUGUCCUUGACAUCUAUGGUUUUGAAAGCUUUAAGCAUAACAGUUUUGAGCAGUUCUGCAUUAAUUUCACAAAUGAAAAGCUGCAGCAACAUUUUAAUCAGCAUGUAUUCAAGAUGGAGCAAGAAGAAUACACAAAAGAGGCAAUUAAUUGGAGCUACAUUGAAUUUAUUGAUAACCAAGAUGUCUUAGAUCUUAUUGAAAAGAAACCAGGUGGAAUAGUUGCUCUUCUUGAUGAAGCCUGUAUGUUUCCGAAGUCAACACAUGAAACGUUUUCAAACAAGCUAUACCAGACAUUUAAAGGUCACAAGCGCUUUGUCAAGCCAAAACUAUCUCGUACAGAUUUUGUAAUUUCACAUUAUGCUGGAGAGGUUCAAUACCAAUCAGACCAAUUUUUAGACAAAAACAAAGACUACGUGGUUCCCGAACAUCAAGACUUGUUGGGUGCUUCAAGAUGCACCUUUGUGGCAGGCCUUUUUCCUCCAAUACCUGAAGAAACUACCAAAUCUUCAAAAUUUUCUUCAAUUGGUUCUCGUUUCAAGCUACAACUACAGCAAUUAAUGGAGACACUAAAUGCUACACAGCCUCACUACAUUAGAUGUAUAAAGCCAAAUAAUCUUCUGAAACCUACUGUAUUUGAGAAUGCCAAUGUCAUGCAACAAUUACGAUGUGGUGGUGUCCUGGAAGCAAUCAGAAUUAGUUGUGCUGGCUACCCUACUCGUCGACCUUUCUUUGAAUUCAUAAACAGAUUUGGACUUCUUGCACCAGAGUUUUUGGAAAGGAACGUUGAUGAAAAAGUUGUGUGCCAAAAGAUUCUUGAGAAGAAAGGGCUUAAAGGGUUCCAGAUAGGUAAAACAAAGGUUUUCCUAAGAGCUGGCCAGAUGGCUGAAUUAGAUGCAAGGAGAGCAGAGGUACUUAGUAAUGCAGCAAAAACAAUUCAACGGCGUAUAAGGACUCACAAUGCUAGAGAACAGUUCAUAACAUUGAGGAAAGCAGCUAUUUACAUUCAGUCUCUGUUGAGAGGAAGACUUGCUUGCAAGCUUCGUGAGAGUUUGAGAAGAGAAGCAGCUGCUUUGAGAAUUGAGAAGAGCAUACGUAGGUAUGUGGCCAGAAAGGCCUAUAAAAGGCUGCAAAUCUCAGUAGUUGUGCUGCAAACAGGUUUACGUGCCUCAGAUGCUCGUAAAAAAUUGAGAUUUAGAAAGCAAACAAAAGCAGCAAUUAUUAUACAGGCCCGGUGGCGUUGUCAUAGAAUUUCUUCCCACUAUAUAAAGCUCAGAAAAGGAGCAAUGGUUACACAAUGCAGGUGGAGGGGAAUAAUUGCCAGGAGAGAGUUAAGGAAGCUCAAAAUGGCUGCAAGGGAAACAGGUGCACUUAAAGAAGCAAAGGAUAAGCUUGAAAAACAUGUGGAAGAACUCACAUGGCGUCUACAAUUAGAAAAACGUUUAAGGACUGACUUGGAAGAAGCAAAGGCACAAGAGAUAAUAAAACUGCAGAAUUCUUUGCAAGCUAUGAAAAGCAAAAUUGAUGAAACAAAUGCAUUGCUCAUCAAGGAACGAGAAGCUGCAAGAAAGGCUAUUGAAGAAGCACCUCCAAUCAUUAAGGAAACCCAAGUUUUUGUAGAAGAUACCAAAAAAAUUGAAUCACUUACAGAAGAGAUCAACAGUCUAAAGGCCUUGUUGCAGUUGGAAAAAGAAAAAUCAGGUGAGUUGGGAAGGAAAUAUUCUGAAUCUGAAGAAAUCAGUGAGGAGAGACGAGGAAAGUUGGAAGAAACAGAAAAAAGAGCUCAACUUCUCCAGGAAUCUUUGAGCAGGCUAGAAGAGAAGCAUGUCAAUACGGAAUCAGAGAAUAAGGUCCUUCGUCAACAGGCUGUGUCCAUGGCACCUAACAAGUUGCUUGCAGGACGCUCAAGAUCAAUUCUUCAGAGGGGUUCUGAUAGUGGUCACUUUUUUGUGGAUACAAAGGCAGCUUUGGAUCUGCAUAGCCCUUCACUAACUCAAAGGGAUAUUUUGGAAGUAGAGGAGAAACCACAAAAAUCACUUAAUGAGAAACAGCAAGAAAAUCAGGAGUUGCUCAUUCAUUGUGCCGCAAAACACCUAGGCUUUGCAGGGAGCAGACCAGUUGCCGCCUGUAUCAUCUACAAAUGCCUCCUACAAUGGAGAUCUUUUGAAGUUGAACGGACUAGUGUGUUUGACCGAAUCAUUCAGACCAUUGGUCAUGCCAUUGAGACCCAGGAUAACAAUGACAUCUUGUCCUAUUGGUUGUCCAAUGCCUCAACACUUUUGCUGCUACUCCAACGUACAUUGAAAGCAAGUGGUGCAGCUGGAAUUACUCAUCGUCCCAGACCAUCCUCAGCAGCUCUGUUUGGACGGACGACUACAAGUUUCCGAGGAACUCCACAAGGAAUCAAUCUUUCUUUUGUAAAUGGUGGCAUUACUGGUGGAGCAGAAACUUUGCACCAAGUUGAAGCCAAAUACCCAGCUUUGCUUUUCAAGCAGCAACUUACAGCAUAUGUAGAAAAGAUUUAUGGAACAAUUCGGGAGAAUCUGAAGAAUGAGAUUUCUCCGUUACUCGGGCUGUGUAUUCAGGCACCAAGAACUUCCAGGGCAAGCUUGGUUAAGGGAUCAAGGUCAGUCGCAAACACAGCAGCACAGCAAGCUUUGAUUGCUCACUGGCAAGGGAUUGUGAAGAGCCUUCAUAGUUUCUUGAGCACUCUAAAAGGAAAUCAUGUACCCCCAUUCUUAGUGCAAAAGGUGUUCACACAAAUGUUUUCAUUUAUCAAUGUUCAAUUGUUCAACAGCCUUCUAUUAAGGCGAGAAUGCUGUUCAUUCAGUAAUGGUGAAUAUGUUAAAGCAGGGCUAGCUGAACUGGAACGCUGGUGUCAUAACGCAACAGAUGAGUAUGCAGGCUCAGCUUGGCAUGAGCUCAAGCAUAUCAAACAAGCUAUUGGAUUUUUGGUUAUACAUCAAAAGCAUAAGAAGACACUGGAUGAGAUAUGCCACAACCUGUGCCCGGUGCUUAGCAUACAGCAGCUGUACCGGAUUAGUACAAUGUACUGGGAUGACAAGUAUGGCACGCAUAGUGUGUCCUUAAAUGUUAUUUCCAGCAUGAGGGUGUCAAUGACUGAAGAUGCAAACAAGGGACUUAGCAAUUCGUUUCUGUUGGAUGAUGAUUCAAGCAUUCCAUUUUCAGUUGACGACAUAUCGAAGUCAAUGGAAGAAAUAGACAUCUCUGACAUUGAACCACCGCCCCAAAUUCGUGAGAAGUCAGGCUUUAGCUUUUUGUUGCCGGGUUCAGACUAAUAAUUAUUCCCAUGGUGUUCAUAUUGGAACUGGAUGGCCUCAACCCUUUAUACAGUCUCAUAUAUAUUAUAUAUAGAUUCGUAUCACAGGUAGCCUAGGUAGUAAGUUAAUUGUGGAUGCCGCAAGGCUACUGCAUUUUUCAUGAACGUCCUUUGGAAUUUCGAACAGGCAUGUAAUGCAUGAGUAGGAAUAGGAUGAUGCCUUUGACCCGGCUACAUAUAAUCAGAGAGAGAGAGAGAGAGAUGUUUCCUUUGUUUUCGGGGUUCACUUCAGUUCAGUUGUAUUGUACCACCAGUUGCUUCCGACUCCUGAGGAAAAGCUGAACGCAUUUUUUAAGUUGUACAAUAAUUAUUGUUGCCUUCCAGCUUCCUUUGUUUUCCGGAUUCACUUCAGUUUAGUUGUACGGUUGUACCAAUAGCUGCUUCUCCAAGGAAAAGCUGAACGCAUUUUUUGAGUUGCACAACAAUUAUCGCCGCCUUCGGGCUUUUGAGCUAUAUUAUAUGUAAAAAUGAAAAGUUUGCAGCAUUUUUUAGC
Messenger RNA from Diospyros lotus (date-plum), 5650 nucleotides. Its product is annotated as myosin-11-like. The record is from RefSeq and is a predicted model, not a curated record. Gene Ontology annotation, molecular function: ATP binding; microfilament motor activity; actin filament binding. Bases 530 to 5116 code for a protein of 1528 amino acids. Lineage: Eukaryota; Viridiplantae; Streptophyta; Magnoliopsida; Ericales; Ebenaceae. The transcript has 38 exons. Gene Ontology annotation, biological process: vesicle transport along actin filament; actin filament organization. Gene Ontology annotation, cellular component: cytoplasm; vesicle; myosin complex.